CUCCCGAGCGUGUGCUCCCCUUUCUGCUCAGUCUCCAGCCAUCCAGCCAGCCAGCCGCUCUGGCUCUCGCGCCCUGCCGAACAGCGCGGGUCUCUCCGGCUUUGGACCGACACCUCCGCGCGUUCCGCUCCUGCGGCCUCAGCGUGUGCCCACCGCAGCUCCGCUCCCGACCCUGCUCCGGGUCGCGCGCCCUGACUCCGCCCCCUCCCGCGGACUCGCGCGCUCCAGGCGCGGCCUCCCCCGAGCGCAGGCCGACCGGCACGGGGCCGCUUCCCCCUCCUUCCCCGCUCACCUCGCGCUCCCGCUCUCGCGCUGUCCAGGGCGAGCGCGCUCCCGGCCGGCGCGCUCCGAGCUCCGGCUUCUCCCGGCUUCUGUCAGUGCGGUGACUGCGCUGGGAAACAUGGCGACCGAGGGAAUGAUCCUUACUAACCACGACCAUCAGAUCCGUGUCGGAGUCCUCACAGUGAGUGAUAGUUGCUUCAGGAAUCUUGCAGAAGAUCGCAGUGGGAUAAAUCUCAAAGAUCUUGUACAAGAUCCUUCUUUGUUGGGUGGGACGAUAUCAGCAUACAAGAUAGUACCAGAUGAAAUAGAAGAAAUCAAGGAAACCCUGAUAGAUUGGUGUGAUGAAAAGGAACUUAAUUUGAUAUUAACAACUGGAGGAACAGGGUUUGCACCACGAGAUGUCACUCCAGAGAAAUUCCCAACAUUCCCAUUUUGUGGGCUCCAGAAAGGGGCCACAAAAGAAGUAAUAGAACGGGAAGCGCCAGGGAUGGCCCUGGCAAUGCUGAUGGGAUCACUUAAUGUUACACCUCUGGGCAUGCUCUCUAGACCUGUAUGUGGAAUCAGAGGGAAAACUCUCAUAAUUAACUUGCCGGGUAGCAAGAAAGGAUCUCAGGAAUGCUUUCAGUUCAUACUGCCAGCUCUACCUCAUGCCAUUGAUCUUUUACGUGAUGCCAUUGUAAAAGUAAAGGAAGUGCAUGAUGAACUUGAAGAUUUACCUUCCCCACCACCUCCUCUUUCCCCUCCUCCCACAACUAGCCCUCAUAAACAGACAGAAGAUAAAGGGGUUCAGUGUGAGGAAGAGGAAGAAGAGAAGAAAGAUAGUGGUGUUGCUUCCACAGAAGACAGUUCUUCAUCACAUAUAACAGCAGCAGCUAUUGCUGCCAAGAAGCAUCCAUUCUACACCAGUCCUGCUGUUAUCAUGGCACACGGUGAGCAGCCCAUCCCUGGUCUCAUCAGUUAUUCCCAUCAUGCAACAGGCAGUGCAGAUGAACGGAUUCCAGAAUCCAUUAUUUCUCGUGGCGUUCAGGUGCUCCCACGAGAUACAGCUUCCCUCAGCACUACUCCUUCGGAAUCGCCUCGUGCUCAGGCCACAUCUCGCCUUUCUACAGCUUCCUGCCCAACACCAAAAGUGCAGUCCAGGUGCAGCAGCAAGGAAAACAUCCUCAGAGCCAGUCACAGUGCUGUCGAUAUCACCAAGGUGGCUAGAAGACACCGCAUGUCUCCCUUUCCUCUAACAUCUAUGGACAAAGCCUUCAUCACAGUCCUGGAGAUGACUCCGGUGCUUGGGACAGAAAUCAUCAACUACCGAGAUGGAAUGGGCCGAGUCCUUGCUCAAGAUAUAUAUGCAAAAGAUAAUCUACCCCCCUUCCCAGCAUCAGUAAAAGAUGGCUAUGCUGUUCGAGCUGCUGAUGGCCCAGGAGAUCGUUUCAUCAUUGGGGAAUCCCAAGCUGGUGAGCAGCCAACUCAGACAGUAAUGCCUGGACAAGUCAUGCGGGUUACAACAGGUGCUCCCAUCCCCUGCGGUGCUGAUGCAGUCGUACAAGUAGAAGAUACCGAACUUAUCAGGGAGUCCGAUGAUGGCACUGAAGAACUUGAAGUCCGAAUUCUGGUGCAAGCUCGGCCAGGCCAAGAUAUCAGACCCAUUGGCCAUGACAUUAAAAGAGGAGAAUGCGUGUUGGCCAAAGGAACUCACAUGGGCCCCUCAGAGAUUGGUCUUCUGGCAACUGUAGGUGUCACGGAGGUUGAAGUUAAUAAGUUCCCGGUGGUUGCAGUCAUGUCAACAGGGAAUGAGCUGCUAAAUCCUGAAGAUGACCUCUUACCAGGAAAGAUUCGAGACAGCAACCGUUCAACCCUCUUAGCCACAAUUCAGGAACAUGGUUACCCCACAAUCAACUUGGGAAUUGUAGGAGACAACCCAGAUGACUUACUCAACGCCUUGAAUGAGGGUAUCAGUCGCGCUGAUGUCAUCAUCACAUCAGGGGGUGUAUCCAUGGGGGAAAAGGACUAUCUCAAGCAGGUGCUGGACAUCGAUCUUCAUGCACAGAUCCAUUUUGGCAGGGUUUUUAUGAAACCAGGACUGCCAACAACAUUUGCAACUUUGGAUAUUGAUGGUGUAAGAAAAAUAAUUUUUGCACUACCAGGGAAUCCUGUGUCAGCCGUGGUCACCUGCAACCUCUUUGUCGUGCCCGCACUGAGAAAGAUGCAGGGCAUCUUGGAUCCUCGGCCAACCAUCAUCAAAGCCAGGUUAUCAUGUGAUGUAAAACUGGAUCCUCGCCCAGAAUACCAUCGGUGUAUACUGACUUGGCAUCACCAAGAACCACUGCCUUGGGCACAGAGUACAGGUAAUCAGAUGAGCAGCCGUCUCAUGAGCAUGCGCAGUGCCAAUGGACUGUUGAUGCUACCUCCAAAGACAGAGCAGUACGUGGAGCUCCACAAGGGCGAGGUGGUGGACGUCAUGGUCAUCGGACGGCUAUGAUGGCCGCCGCAGGAGAAGCCUCGAUGCAUGCCCACAUAUCAUUGACUGUACCCUGUAAUAUGCAACGGCACAGCUAGUUUUUCUGAUUUGGAUAAAAGUUGAUCUGUAUAGUCAACAUCUUGAACUAUAUUUCAAAAGAAUUUAAAUACCUUUUAAAGAAAAAACACCUAAAAAUAAAUCUUAACAGACAACUCUAUUCUGAUUAUAUCAAAGCCGAUUUUUCCUUUCUCGCAGUCGCUUUGUGUGUUCAAUGCUAGGUCUGAUAGCAAUAGCUUUUAGUAGACAGCAGUAGGUGCCUGCAGAACUUGUGUUUUUCUCAUCUUUAAACAACUACUUAUGCUCUUAAAUCAAGGCUGUCUGCUUAUUUAUACUAGCGUAGGCAACACUUGGAUUUCCCUUCUUAGUAUGCUUCAUAACCGCUUUACAGAGAGCUUUUGCUUGUUCUUUAUCAUGUAUCUCGUGUUUAUGUACACAGUGCCAAAAGAAGAGUGACGGGGGCGGCCCGCCCUGCCUCCAGGAGAACCACCCCUCUCAGAGCUUCCGGGGCAGUUUCUCACCCCAGCAGCCUCAUGGCACAGUCCUCUUGGGCAGUAACUGGAUACCUUUUAUUUGAACAAACAAACUGGGGGAAAAAUGCUUCCUUAAGUGCUGACAGCCUUUUUAACCAAUACAUUUAAAAUUGUACAGAACAAAAAAUAAAAUCAAAGACUGAUCUUGUACAGAUAUUAGUGUUACCAGCAUUCAUGUGGAAAUCAAGAGCAAAGAAAAAAAUAAUGUUGAACAACUCUGUACUAUAACAUUUUCUGUAAUGAUACUGAAACUUAAUGAAUAAAAAA
Molecule: messenger RNA, 3594 nt
Organism: Artibeus jamaicensis (Jamaican fruit-eating bat)
Lineage: Eukaryota; Metazoa; Chordata; Mammalia; Chiroptera; Phyllostomidae
Gene: GPHN
Product: gephyrin
Exons: 24
Coding region: 401-2758 (785 amino acids)
Biological process (GO): molybdenum incorporation into molybdenum-molybdopterin complex; glycine receptor clustering; establishment of synaptic specificity at neuromuscular junction
Cellular component (GO): dendrite; cytosol; cytoplasm
Molecular function (GO): molybdopterin molybdotransferase activity
Source: RefSeq, a predicted model, not a curated record